AGCCUGAGAAGUAAUAACCCCACUUUCUUUUUCCAUUGGACUGGCUGCUGCUUCCAAGAGAGCUCCGACUGAGGGCAGCAGCCGUUCAAAGGACGGCUGGGCAGCAACCAGGAAAGGGCUUGGGGGGGCAAGGAGGAAAGGGCUUCUUUCUCUGGCGAGGCCUCGGGCGAAAGUCGGGGAUCAGGAGACGCCUGCAGGCAGAGAGCCUAGAGAAGGAGCAAGGAAGGGAGCAAGGGGCUCCCAGCAAGAAGCCCAGAGCCGCCUCGGACAGGCAUCUCCCUCCGCCACUUACCAGCCUGGCACAUGCAUUGAAAACAAGAAGCUCGUGGUGUCUCUGUUCCUGAGGAAAGUUCCUGGACGGCUGCUUUCUUCAGCACCUGCUCUUCUGGUUUGCUCCCCCUUGCAGGAGGCAGGGAAGCGCUGAGGUGGCAGAGCAACAGGGGCGGCAGGAAUCACGAAAAGCAAUGACCUGAUAUAUUGCCACGUUGAACGGGUGCCGUGUGUUUUGAAGAUGUAGCUACUUGUUUCACAGAUGAGGAGUGAGCAUUGCUGGAUCCUGACCAGAGAGCUCUGCCUAAGGAAGUCAUGGAGGAGAAUCAAGGCAUCAUGGACUCUCUUGAAGGUGAUGAAUUGGAAAUAAAGAAGGGAGGCCACCACAAAAUCUGCACAGUGGAGAGGCCGUGUGGAGCGAACUUCAGCCAGAGCUCCCAUAUCACUUCCCAUCGAAUAAAUCCUACUGGGGAGAAGCCCUAUCAGUGCUUGGAAUGUGGAAAGAGCUUAAGUAGUAAAGCAAGGCUCUUUUCCCAUCAAAGAAUUCAUACAGGGGAGAAGCCCUAUCAGUGCCUGGAGUGUGGAAAGAGCUUUCGUGUGAGGACCCAUCUCAUGACCCAUCAAAGAAUUCAUACAGGGGAGGAACCAUACCAGUGCUUGGAAUGUGGAAAGAGCUUUAAAAUUAGCGGAAACCUCCGCGAACACCAGAAAGUUCACACUGGGGAAAAACCAUAUCAGUGCUUGGAAUGUGGAAAGAGCUUUCGUGUGAGGACCCAUCUCAUGACCCAUCAAAGAAUUCAUACAGGGGAGAAGCCCUAUCAGUGCUUAGAAUGUGGAAAGAGCUUAAGUAGUAAAGAAAGGCUCUUUUCCCAUCAAAGAAUUCAUACAGGGGAGAAGCCCUAUCAGUGCUUGGAGUGUGGAAAGAGCUUUCGUGAGAUUACCAAUCUCAUGACCCAUCAAAGAAUUCAUACAGGGGAGGAACCAUACCAGUGCUUGGAAUGUGGAAAGAGCUUUAAAAUUAGCGGAAACCUCCGUGAACACCAGAAAGUUCACACUGGGGAAAAACCAUAUCAGUGCUUGGAAUGUGGAAAGAGCUUCAGUAACAGCAGCUACUUCACUUCCCACCUAAGAAUUCAUACUGGGGAGAAACCACAUCAGUGCUCAGAAUGUGGAAAGAGCUUCCGACAGCGGUCCAAUCUUACAGCCCACCAGGUAAUUCACACAGGGGGGAAACCAUAUCGUUGCUUGGAAUGUGGGAGGGGCUUCCGUGUGAGGUCCUCUCUCACAGCACAUCAAGUAAUUCAUACAGGGGAGAAACCAUAUCAGUGCUCAGAAUGUGGGAAGAGCUUUAGCAGUAGCGCAAACUUAUAUCGGCAUCAGAAAAUUCACCGUGGGGAGAAACCACAUCAGUGCUUGGAAUGUGGGAAGGGCUUCUGUGAGAGGUCCACUCUCAAGGCCCAUCAAACAGUUCAUACAGGGGAGAAACCAUAUCAGUGCUUGGAAUGUGGGAAGAGCUUCAGUGUGAAGGCCAAUCUCUCAGCCCAUCAAAGAAUUCAUACUGGAGAUAAACCAUAUCAGUGCUUUGAAUGCGGAAAGAGCUUUAAUACAAGCACAAACCUCCAUAGUCAUCAAAGUAUUCACCGUGGGGAGAAACCAUUUCAAUGCCUAGAGUGUGGAAAGAGCUUUCUGCGGAAGCGCGGUUUCACUUCUCAUCAAACAGUUCAUACAGGGGAGAGACCAUUUCAGUGUUUGGAAUGUGGGAAGAGCUUUAAGACGAACGCAAACCUCCAUAGUCAUCAAAGUCUUCACCGUGGGGAGAAACCAUUUCAGUGCCAAGAGUGUGGAAAGAGCUUUCUGUGGAAGCAGAAUUUCACUUCUCAUCAAAGAAUUCAUACAGGGGAGAAACCAUUUCAGUGUUUGGAAUGUGGAAAGAGUUUCAUUCGGAAGGACAGUCUCUUGACCCAUCAAAGAAUUCAUAAAGGGGGAAAACUAUAGGUUAAGGGUUGUUGUUUUACAUCUUUAUUGGUUUUUCUGUUGAUUUACAACCACCCUUUUCAUACACGUCAACAUUCACUAUAAAUAAUUGAAAUCUCUCAACAUUCUACCAUUGUACAUGUAUGCAUAAACAAAAAUAAAAUAAAUAUGUUACUUAUCUACUGAACGUUGUUACUUUGUUUGCAUUGGACUUCCACAUCUUACUAGGGUCCAUAGAAUUCUUUGUUGUAUGCCUUUCCAGUUGUAUCUAAUCUUCUAUUUACCGUUUCUACUGGUUAUCUUUACAAGAGUCAAUCUAGCCCAGUCAAAAAAUUCAAAUCGCCGCAGUAAUCUUUCAGAUAUUUUUAAAAAUUACUCUAAUUGCUGUUAACUUUUUGGUACUCUUGGUCUCUUAACUGCCCUGUCAGCUUAUCCAUCUCCACAUAUUCCAUCAGUUUCGCUUGCCAGUCCCUCUUCGUUGGUCUUCUUCUUCUUCUUCUUCUUCUUCUUCUUCUUCUUCGGUCUUCUUUCCAGUUUUGUGCUGUCAAUACUCUUGCUGCCGUGAUGGCGUACAUAAAUAACUUCUUCAGCUCUUUGGGGAUCUCAUCCCCAAUGAUUCCUAGAAGGAAAGCUUCUGGCUUUUUUGGAAAUGAUAAUUUAAACAUCUUUUUUUAACUCAUUGUAUGUAUCUCAGAAUUCUCCUAUUUUUUUACAUCACCAUACAUGAUCCAUUGCUCCUACUGCUUCGUUACAUUUCCAACAUAACUACUUCAUAAUGUGAUUAUGGAACAUUCAGAAAGUAUAAAACACCUAAGGUCAAUAGAUUCAUCUACUUAAAAGGCUAAUAUAGAAUUCUUCAUACUAUCAGAAAGACGCUUCCUGAAGAUUAGCUGACAUAUCAGCUUCUGUGAAUUGUGUUAUCAGACAAGCAUUUCCAUCAUUACCCAACAAUUUUUUCACAAACCGCAGGCAGGCUUAAUAAUCCCCCCCCCACCUAUUGUACGUGGUCUUGUUUGUUAAGCAAUGAGUUCAGUCACUUUGUAAGAUAGAAUCUGCAUCUUAUCUGAGACUUUUAUUUGUUUAUUGAAAUAUGAUUGUUGGUAUUCCUGCUUUUCCAAAAGCCUUUCAAAAUUUUGAACAUAUUUGUUUGCCAGAUUUUCAUGUUUUGACAGCAGAUGUCUUUAUAUUGCUCGGGGUUGUCAUGAAGGUGCAGUAUGAAUGUUAGGCCCAAAAGAAAAUGGAGAAUUCGCAAAGCAUGAUAUGCUGGCAAGUGAAGCGAGAAAUUAGUUUGAUCAAAGAGGAAUGUAUGACUGUGGUGUUGUUUACUGAAAGCAAAAAGCCCCAGACAAAAAGAGGGAGGAACUGGCAAUGGGCCACGGACAUGAGAUAAAGGCCUAGGACACACGGUAUGUUCUGAGGUGCAGCUGCAGAGGCAACUUGGUGGUGGUCCAGGAGGAGAGCAGAAGAGAGUGGGGAGAUUCAAUCCUUCUCCAAGCCAGCCCACAGACGGCAAUGGGGGAAGAAGGCUAUAAAAAGGACUCUCUGCAUGUCCUCAGUGUGCCGGGACUAGCGCCACAGCUCGACACCCACAGCUCUUGCGUGAGGCAUGAUCAACCCACGUGAAGGGCCUUGUGAGUAUGGGUGAAUGAACUGUGAGUGUCUGAGCCUCUUGGUACCAAUGUAUUAAAGUAUACCUGACUAUGUGAAAUAAAUGUUGCAUGAAAGGUGUGUAAACCCA
Podarcis muralis (Common wall lizard) is the source of this 3982-nucleotide messenger RNA. NCBI's taxonomy places the organism in Eukaryota, Metazoa, Chordata, Lepidosauria, Squamata, Lacertidae. The record is from RefSeq and is a predicted model, not a curated record.